GUGCCCUGACGUCGCUCCUCGUUGAUGACGGUGGCAGACAGCCUCAGUAUCCGAGGAGGAGUUCCUGCUAACACAAGAUACAUUUUCCUACGAGCUGCUCUGGAAAUACAUAAGAGCCGGGAAUCAGACGACUGCCACCGAGGCAUUGUGGGAAACCUGUGAGCUGUGCGUGACCUGACGCUGCCUCACAAGCGACUCUCACAUUUGUUUUGGAGGCCUGUUGCUAACUACGGGAAAUCCUCGGGCUAGCCCCGGUAGUCACUGGGCCGAAACAGGACGCAGAGGACCCGGACCUGGAGCUCCGUGGGCUGCUUUAGUCGACGCUAGCUGCUCCAUCUUACUAUCAAAACGAAGACGUAAGCUCCCCUGGUCCUCGGUGGCGGAUCUAAAUCAGCGUAACUCGAGACGAUGUCACUUUGACAGCUAGCUAACAUUAGCUCUCCUGUGUUUACAAGCCAAAGCUCCUCUGGAGAAGUGGCCACUGAGGUGUGUUGGCUUCAGUUGGGGGUUUCAUGCUCGGCCUCUUUUCACCUGUCCGCUCGCUGGUGGUGAUUUGUGAACUUGUUGAACUUCUGUGUCCCCGGACUGAAGGUCGCCCGCUCGAUCAGAAGGUCUCUUCGCUGAGGUUAUCACAUCUCCAGGCUUAUCUGCUGCAGCGCAAACUUUGUUAGCUGCUUGGACUGUGAGGAUCAGUCGACUUUCUUUGUUUCCUUGAAUGUCAGAUACAGAACAGCAAACAUAUUGUUAAGGGUUAAAAACACGUGUCGAUUUUUAAUGCGAAGACGAACGGGUUUGAUCAGAAGGAGUCGACGUGUACUGAUUUGAUUAUUAUUGGGACACAGGUGAAGCACAGUGUCCCGGAUGACGGCUCCCAGAGAAGUGUGGGCUUUGCUGCUGUCAGGACUCCCAGGUGUCACCUGUUCUGCUCGGCAUUGUUAAUCUCACACCAGCAUCCAACACCUGCUGCACCAGAGGGAAUCGACCCGCUGCUUGUGUGUCUCUGCCUUGAGCUGAUCUGCUCAAGAAGGAACAUCUUACAACACGAUGAAUCGCUACCUGCCAGUGGCACGGCAGCACUUCCUGGCUGCUCUGGCCAGCACCAGUGUGGUGGUGAAGACCAUCAGCGCCGUGGUGGUGCUCCUCUACCUGCUGUCAUGGGCCGUCGACACCCCGUACGCGCUGGGGGUGACCCCGGGGUACCUCUUUCCGCCCAACUUCUGGGUGUGGACACUGGUGACCCACGGGGUCGUGGAGCAGCACGUCUGGGGCGUGGCAGCCAAUGUGGGGACAGUUAUGGCAUGUGGCCGACUCCUGGAGCCUCUGUGGGGCGCUCUGGAGCUCCUGAUCUUUUUUGCAGUGGUUAAUGUGUCUGCAGGCCUCCUGGCUGGACUCUCCUACCUCCUCACCUAUGUGGCCACCUUUGACCUGGACUACCUGUUUGCUGUGCGGGUCCAUGGAGCAGCUGCGUUCCUUGGAGGUGUCCUGGUGGCGUUGAAGCAGACCAUGGGGGACACUACGGUGCUCAGAGUGCCACAGGUGAGACUCAAAGCAGCACCCGCUUUGGUCCUCCUGCUCCUGGCCUUACUGCGCCUGUCUGGGCUGCUCGACAGCUCUGCCCCACUGGCUGCAUUCAGCUACGGCACACUGUCUGGUUGGGUCUACCUGCGCUUCUACCAGAGGCACAGCCGAGGGCGCGGGGACAUGUCGGACCACUUUGCCUUUGCAAGUUUCUUCCCUGAGGCUCUGCAGCCCGUCGUGGGGCUGCUGGCAGGGCUGGUCCACUCCGCUCUGGUGAAGAUAAAGGUGUGCAGAAAGAUGGUGAAGAGAUACGACGUGGGGGCACCCUCCUCCAUCACUAUCAGCCUGCCAGGGACGGACCCACAGGAUGCAGAGAGGAGGAGACAACUGGCCCUCAAAGCUCUGAACGAGCGUCUAAAGCGUGUGGAGGACCAGUCUGCCUGGCCGAGCAUGGACGACGAGGAAGAUGACGAUGAGGACGAAGUCAGAACUGACACACAUCCACUCCUCCCAGGUGGGAGAGACCCCUCAUCCUCCUCCACACUGAGACCAGCAGGGGGACCCAUCGGCGCCUCCACCUUGUCAUCCUCAAUGUCUCAGAGCGGCGGAGCAGCAUCCACAGGUGGCACACAACACCCGGAGUCCAGCAUUAUCAGCUUCGAGGAUGCACCUUCUAGAUCGUAACAAAUGGAACGAACGUGUACGGAUCCGAACGCUGUGUUCUGUGUCACUAGCAGGUACUAGCAUUCACUGUCUCUGGCUAGUAUACUGAUAUAUUCGGUGACAGUGAUUAGGCAUACACUCAGUAUCUCUCUCACACACACACACACGCAUACACACACAAACACACAACAUCUUUGACGACCGUGCGCUAACACACACACACUGUCAAUGUCAUCGUGAAGAGAGGUGGUAACUGUGCAGUGCUUUCAGUUGAGACGUUUUGGUUGUUAACACUCAGUGUAUUUGGGCAAAUUGGACACUUUAUUCUUCUCAUCCUUUCUGCAUCAUCCAGAAAUUCUGUCUUGUCUGGACUUCAUUCGAACAGCAGAGCUCUGUCUGCUGCAAACUCCAUGUGUCUCUUUCUCUUGGUUCCUAAAUAAAUAACAAAAUGUUUGUACGAUAUUCUUUUUGUAAGUCAUUUUCAGAGCAGCCAUAAUUGUUCUCUGAUUGCCUGCUACAUGAAAGUCGUCAGUGACCGAGACUUGUGCCGAAUUUUUGAUUCUUGCUAAAAGGCCAACUCUUUUCGCGCACUGGUGUGAUAAGUGCUAAAAAAUGGCUGCACGAGACGUUAGCGUUUGUUUGUUUGGUUCCAAAUAUGUAACCAGAUGUGUAACAGAGGAGAAAGUGUGGAAAGCAUGUGCUUGCUCAGCACCAGCUGCUGUACCAGAGGAAAGAAGCUGCUGCAGGUCUGACCUGCUGAUGAACUUUGAUACAAAGUGCCAGGGGAAAGAAUUUUCAAACCAGGUUCAUUUGCCGCCUGGUGUCUCUCUGGAACAGCAGGCUGAGAAAUGGACUCUGGAUUUUUUUUUUUUAUUGCCCAGAUUGAUGCUCAGUGGAAAUCAAUUUGGUAAUUUUAUCUUUUCUUUUUUUUUCUUCAACAAAAUCAAAAAGACUUUCAAACUUUGUUUCUGUGCAUUAACAAGACAUGUAAAUGGUGUUACUCUCACACAGACGGACGGUGGUGAUGAUUUUGAUUCUUCUUGUUUUAUGACAUAUGUUUAAGUUAAUUUCAGGCCUAAUCCUGGAGCACCAUCCUGCACCGUUUUAGACUUCCACAUCCCAGCUCUUUAGUUGUCUGAGUGAACAUGAUACAGAGAAGUGUACAGUGUGUCAUGGUUGUGUUGGCUCCUUUUCAAAUGCAGAGGAGUGAUCAUGAGAAGAUUAUAUAACAGCCUGUAUCCACAGUGUGCUGGUAUUUUUAUGUCACAAUGAUCAGUGAGUUGCAGAUUCAGAGUUUGUAUUUGUAUCUGUGAUGUGUAAGACAUUGACUCACGAGGAUAAAUGACUUUAAAGACCGAAGAUGCCUGUGUUGAUCAGUAGUCUGUCUGGUACAGGUCUCUCAGUCGCAUCCUUUCCACUUAUACAUCUCUCAUUUCUAAAAUGACAGUGCUACACUGAAGGCGGUGAUGAAUAAUUCACUAUGGAGGUUGAGGGGCAGCUUAAUUGUUUAAUCUAAAAUGUUUCAUGAAUUCCAAACAAACAAAAAGGUCAGUGACACAUUUGUUUUUCAGAAAUUAAUCACUGUGCAUGUCCAGUUAUAUUAUAGUAACAAAUCAAAUUUUUGAAUUUCCAAUUUCCCUUAUGACCUUGUUGAUUAAAGUCAGCUGCAGCCAAUAAAUAAUUUUACACGUAGCAAUCCCGGUAGUCGGAAACUGAAGUGUUGUGAUCACAAGGUUGAAAAUGUCUCUGAUUUUACUGCGAAUUCCCGAGUUGUUAGGAAAGUGAAUAUGCACCUCUGCUGCACAUAUAUCAUGGUUCUGAACGUGAAAAAUGUUUAAACGUCACUGAAAUUCUUGAUGGUCUUUCAGGGAAAACAAGCUCAGAAAUUGAUUCUGCAGAUUGCCUUAAUGGUUAGUUGAUGCCUCUUAAAAUUCAGAGACUAAAAAUGUGGAUUCAUGUCACCGCUGUUUGGUUUGGACAUUUUACUCUCUACGCAGGCCAGAGAAGCUAUUUGAAAUUUAGGAAUAACAAACAUACUGUUACAUGUAAAAUGUAUAGUGGUUAUUUAAAUUUUUCUAUUUAAUAUUUGUUUUGUGGAGAAUAAACCUCAGUUUGCCUUACUGAUCACUUUAUUUCCCACCAAUUUAAAGAGCAUAAAUAUUGACAAACGAAAUCCACCAAAUCAAAUAAAAAACACAGCUGGUUAUUUGUGGUUAUUUAUGAUCGUCAUGCCCUCCUUUAUUAACCAGCAGGAAAAUCCUAAACAUGAGCAAAACCUAAUCUUCUCCUCCCGUCCUCUCAGCAGUAGUAGUCUGUGCUUUGCGAAAAACAAAAUGACAGUUCACACUUGACAAGGUCGAGGUUUAUAUCCAUUCUGGGAGCAUGUUCCCGGAUUAACAUUUUUGAGUACUGCAAAUUCAGAUUAAAUGUGAAGAGUUUUGGCUCUUGGGAGUCCAAGCAAUGAGAAAGUGUUGCUUUUCACCUGAUGGGAACAUGUUAUUGUUGGGAAAUGAUAAGCCAUAUAGGAGUGAUGAAACUCUGUGUGUUCUGUCCUGUGUUUCUCCUCGUUUCCUCUGCUCAUUUCACUGUGCUCCUACUAGUGGAGGUUUACAUUGGAUGAGUGGGGCCAGUAAAUAUGAAUGAGUUUUUGUAUUGAUGAAUGGACGUGUUUUCAGACUAGAUCCAGCUUUAACGUGCAGAAAGUUUGGCUACAGUCAUACAUCUGAAAUCUCAAUCUGUUUCCGCACAACCCUCUACAUACAGUAACUGCUAAAAUCAACAGUGCAGUCUCAAGAAGUUCCUCUGGUGAUGUUUUUUUGAGCUCAGCUGCUGGCAGAACUCUCACAUCACAUGAUAAACAUCAACAAUGCAGCAAAACCCAUUCAAACAUGGACGCAUGCAGAUUACUGUAUAGUUGCAACAUGGUCAAGUGUUGUAAUUUGAUCUGUGAAGAGUAAUGUUGUAGUUUGAGGUUUCAGAUUGAGUCUGGCUAAUCUGGCAUUCCGCCAAAUCCUCCUAUCAGUUCUUGUUCUGUCAUCUUCAGUUUUUUUUCUUCUCUGUAUUAUUGUUUGUUCUGUCUCUGAACGCCCUCAAAAGUUAGGAAUGCAAUCACAUUUGAAUAAUUGAGAUGUUCUGAUACCAGCGCCAAAAGAAAAUGUCUAUAACAUAUUUUGAAAACUGUAAUCUACCAACACUGUAUGGAAGGGACUAUUGCUGUUGUAUGGCGUGGCUCAGGCUGAACCCAUUGGGAAAAAAAAUUCAUGGUGAGAAUGUCGUAGAACUUCUUUAUUAUUUAGUUUGACAGUCAAAAAUGAAAAGAAACACAAAUAAAUAAAUCUAGGAAAAUAAAACAGUUACCUCCUAAAGCUUGAAACUCAAUACACGUCGCCGCUUAACCUGGGGAACUAUACCGCAUGAAAUAUUACAAAAUUGACAUUUUAUUUAGCUCAGGCUAAAGCUACCGGAAAUCACUUCCUCUCCGCUGCUCUAAAAACAGUACUUGCCAGUGGCAGAACGGGAAAGAAAAAGUUAUUAUCUAGAUAAGAAAAUUGCAGUUUUAUCUGAUCGAAACUAAUAUACUUUAAAGACGUAGUAUCAACAUUUCCGUCAGCACCGGAGGCAUUUCCCAUGCUAGUAUUGGUAUCAGAACAUUUCUGUUGAGUAAUGCCACUGUACACUUGGUGUAGACAAAGUAUGAUGUCAGCAAGCAGUGGUCAUUACACUGCAGUGGCCAAUGAGCAUGAGCCAAAAUGCUAUCAUUGCAAUUUAGUGACAUACACUGUGUUUUUCCCCUGUACAUUGGUACAUUCUUCCAUGUCUAUUUGGUAAAACAGCGGCUGUGGGGUAACACCAGCGUCAUGAUUUGUAGAUGAAAGCUGUUCUCCUGCCCUCUGGUGAAAAAAUAGAUCCCAGAUGAAACCUUUCUGAUUUAUUUUCCUGUUGGCAAAACUGGACAUUUACAACAUUUUUCUUUUUUUAAAUAUUUUUCAGUACUUGUAUUUUCCUCAUGUCCCUACUUUUGCACCAAACAGAUCUUGUUCACACUAAUGACAGUUUUGAUCUUUCUCUGUACUGUGGCUGUUCCACAGACCCUUAUGGUUUUAGUUUAAGAUAUAUUUCUUUAUCUCUGUACGAAAUAAAAGACGAUUGUAUGACGAAAAAA
This is a messenger RNA of Hippoglossus stenolepis (Pacific halibut), 6343 nucleotides long. It is a transcript of the gene tmem115, whose product is annotated as transmembrane protein 115. NCBI's taxonomy places the organism in Eukaryota, Metazoa, Chordata, Actinopteri, Pleuronectiformes, Pleuronectidae. The transcript is spliced from 3 exons. Gene Ontology annotation, cellular component: membrane; Golgi apparatus. Gene Ontology annotation, biological process: retrograde vesicle-mediated transport, Golgi to endoplasmic reticulum. The record is from RefSeq and is a predicted model, not a curated record. The coding region runs from base 1045 to 2202 and encodes 385 amino acids.